GAGAGAGAGAUGCAGGAAUAGGGAACUACAUAGUUGUAAGACUGCAAAGAGUGAGUGAGAGAGAGAGGGACGGCAGAGAGCGAGAUACAGAAAUAGGGAACUACAUAGUUGUAAGACUGCAAAGAGUGAGUGAGAGAGAGAGGGAGGGCAGAGAGAGAGAGGGAAGGCAGAGAGGGAACAUAAAGUACAUGAAGUUUGUAUUUAAGUUCCUAUAAGUAGAGAAGAACGGAGAAAGUUACAGACUUGGAAACACCUGGACCAACCUGGAGAGAACACAACAUUAUAUCAGGACCUAUAGACACCUGGAGAGAACACAGCAUUAUAUCAGGACCUAUAGACACCUAGAGAGAACACAGCAUUAUAUCAGGACCUAUAGACACCUGGACCAACCUGGAGAGAACACAACAUUAUAUCAGGACCUAUAGACACCUGGACCAACCUGGAGAGAACACAACAUUAUAUCAGGACCUAUAGACACCUGGACCAACCUGGAGAGAACACAGCAUUAUAUCAGGACCUAUAGACACCUGGACCAACCUGGAGAGAACACAACAAGAUGAGGAUCCUGCUGAUAGUCAUCCUCCUCUCCUUCAUGACAGGUUGUUUGAGCUCCUUCACAGUGACAGGAUCCUCUGGAGGAACUGUCAUCAUCUACUGUCAUUAUUCCACAGAAGACAGAAGUCGUGAGAAAUAUGUCUGCUUGGGGCAGAACCGUUUGAGAUGUAAGGAUCCAAUCAUAACUGGAGUGAAGAACACCUGGCAGCACAGUGGUAGAUUCUCUCUGUAUGACAACACUGGAGGAAACUACUUCAAGGUGAUCAUCAGACAACUGACCAGACAAGAUGAAGGGACCUACUGGUGUGGAGUGAACAAACCUACUGCACCUGACAGUUAUACCAAGGUAGAGCUGGAUGUGAAGAAGGAUGACUGCUGUGAGAAGUCAGUCACAGAGACGGCCUUUCUGGGAGGAGAAGCUACCAUCAGAUGCAACUAUCCAGAGGACCAUGAGGACGACAUCAAGUAUUUCUGCAAAGAAGACAGUGAAUCUGACUGUGAAAACAAGAUAUCAGAUAUAUAUCAUGAAAAACCUAGAAGAUAUUCUCUUUCUAAGAGAAGAAGAAAGAGAUUCUCCACAGUGACCAUCAGUGACCUGACUGAAGAUGAUACUGGGACCUACUGGUGUGGAGUAGAAACCAGCAGGACAGAACAACGUUACAUUACACUGAUCACACAGGUGAAGCUGCUUGUUAUAAAUUGGAGGGAUGUCAAACCAAUCAAUGUGACUGAGCAAGUUGGGGAGACUGCCAGGCUCACUUGUAAAUAUCCAGCAGACCACAAGAAGAAUGAGAAGUUCUUCUGUAAAGGGGACCUUCCUUUAACCUGUGAAGAUAAAGUAGCAGCUACAAAACCUAACAUCAUCAUCAGGAAUAAGAGGUUUUCUCUGAGGGACAACAGUGAGAAGACCAACUUCACUGUUCACAUCAAGAUGAUGAGACCAGAGGAUUCUGGGACAUACUGGUGUGGAUCUGAUAGAAGAUGGAGACCUGCAGACUACACUAGAUGUAUCCUCUCUGUGGUGGCACCAACUACCACCAUCAUGAAAACCAAAACUACAGCCCCACCCACAACCACCUUCCUCUCACUAUCUUCACCAUCAUCAUCAUCACCAUCAUCACCAUCAUCAUCAUCAUCACCAGCAUCAUCACUCAACGAAUCUGGUACCUCAGUGGUCAUCAUGGUGUCUGUUAGUCUGGUAGUGUUACUGCUGCUGAUCAGCCUGAUUAUCGUCUACAGAUGGAAAUACAACAAGGACACAGGAUCUGUCUCUUCAACACACAGAGUGAGUCCAGACACAGGAAACAACGAAGGGAGGACAUUUCCACGAAAAUGGCCAGGCACGACUCCAACACCAUCAUUCAAUUUGCCGGCAGCGGACUGUGUCUAA
This is a messenger RNA of Oncorhynchus kisutch (coho salmon), 1945 nucleotides long. Its product is annotated as polymeric immunoglobulin receptor. The record is from RefSeq and is a predicted model, not a curated record. The coding region runs from base 557 to 1945 and encodes 462 amino acids. NCBI's taxonomy places the organism in Eukaryota, Metazoa, Chordata, Actinopteri, Salmoniformes, Salmonidae. The transcript is spliced from 9 exons. Gene Ontology annotation, cellular component: plasma membrane. Gene Ontology annotation, molecular function: transmembrane signaling receptor activity.